Molecule: messenger RNA, 392 nt
Organism: Oppiella nova
Lineage: Eukaryota; Metazoa; Arthropoda; Arachnida; Sarcoptiformes; Oppiidae
Source: the annotation of a GenBank genome assembly
AAAUGUUCACAAAUGUGAAUAAGGACUCAUUUUGUAAUGAGAUCUCUGCGUGUGGUGGCGAUACUAAUGAUAAUAAUAUGGUGACCCCCAGUGUGACCGAUGACCCCAGUUGUAACUUUUGUGUUACAGUUGUCACCAAUAUUAAGGAUAUAGUGAGCGGAGGACCCACAGAGUUGGAGGUGAAGUACUUCGUUGAGGACGCCUGUCAUUACUUGGGAAGCUUUGAGAAUGAGUGCGUAAGUCUGGCCGACGAAUACCUCGACAGUCUGUUUGCUUAUAUCCGACAAUCACUUCAACCGCAGAAGUUUUGUCAAUCGAUCGGAGCGUGUAAUACAACUGUUGCAGCCAUACAAACCAAUAGAGUGGCCGAUAUAUCAGAGGUGGUGAACAUA